UGCGAGUGGCAGGCCGACUGUGGAGUCUGCUCCGGAAGCGCGCUCUGCCCGGCUUCCUCAGUCUCCUCGCCGGGAGCGUCCGGGAGCAGCUCCCAGGCCGCGGCGAAACCAGGUGGAGUCAGAGGUUCGGAGGAGUAUCCGAGGCCGGAUUCCCGUUCUGGACCUUCGCCCUCGGAACACAGUGCUGUUGGCCAGGACUCCUUCCCGAGGUGGACGGCUCCCUGCUCUCAUUCCUGGCUCUGCCAGGACUGUAGAAGUGCGCAGUACACUUUAGGGCAUGCAUGGCACUCCGUGGGAGACAGUGCUUUAGGGCUAGAGGAAAGAUCUCCCCUGAAGGCAAACGCCCGCGGAGCCCACAAGUCCGGGCCGCACUGAACAAGUCAGGAUGUUGCCAUCGGCAAUUCUGCAGAAGGCAGGAACCCAUCAGAGAGGGAGCCUCUGUCAUAAGGGAGCAGGGAUUGGAUCAAGUCACUGCAUCUGGAGUACGGGGGAAACGAAGAAAUCAUGGAGAGAGUUUGCCCCAGGAGAGAGGCGAGCGUUAUGUAACCUAGGAUCUGGGGGCCCUUCUAGCCCAAUCCAGAGCUGUGCCAUGGCAGAGACAAGAGAAGAGGAGACAGUGUCAGCAGAAGCCUCAGGGUUCUCAGACUUGAGUGACUCAGAGUUCCUGGAGUUUCUGGAACUAGAAGAUGCCCGAGAGUCAAAGGCUUUAGUUAACACGCCUGGCCCAUCUUCUGAAUCCCUUGGGAAGGAUGACAAACCCAUAAGCUUACAAAACUGGAAAAGAGGAUUGGAUAUCUUAUCACCCAUGGAGAGAUUCCACCUUAAAUAUUUAUAUGUCACUGACCUGGCUACUCAGAACUGGUGUGAACUGCAAACAGCAUAUGGGAAGGAGCUUCCUGGUUUCUUGGCACCUGAGAAGGCAGCUGUGUUGGACACUGGUGCCAGCAUACACCUAGCUAGAGAACUAGAACUUCAUGAUAUUGUGACUGUCCCAGUCACCACUAAAGAAGAUGCUUGGGCAAUUAAGUUUCUGAACAUACUUUUGCUGAUUCCUACCCUGCAGUCAGAAGGGCACAUCAGAGAGUUUCCAGUAUUUGGGGAAGUGGAGGGUGUACUUCUUGUUGGAGUGAUUGAUGAGCUGCACUAUACAGCCAAGGGGGAACUGGAGCUGGCGGAACUCAAGACACGCAGGCGCCCUAUGCUCCCUCUGGAAGCUCAGAAGAAGAAAGACUGUUUCCAAGUCAGCCUAUACAAAUAUAUCUUUGAUGCCAUGGUACAAGGAAAAGUGACCCCUGCUAGCCUAAUCCACCACACAAAGUUGUGUCCAGAAAAGCCACUGGGGCCAUCAGUGCUGAGGCAUGCCCAGCAGGGAGGCUUCUCUGUGAAGUCUUUGGGUGACCUCAUGGAACUGGUCUUCUUGUCUCUAACACUGUCAGACCUCCCAGUUAUUGAUAUCUUGAAGAUUGAGUAUAUCCACCAAGAGACUGCCACUGUGCUGGGUACUGAGAUUGUAGCCUUUGAAGAGAAGGAGGUGAGAGCCAAGGUGCAGCAUUAUAUAGCCUACUGGAUGGGCCACCGAGAGCCCCAGGGAGUUGACGUGGAGGAGGCUUGGAAGUGCCGGACAUGUACCUAUGCAGACAUUUGUGAGUGGAGAAAGGGCAGUGGAGUGCUUAGCUCUACACUGGCGCCACAAGUCAAAAAAGCCAAAUGAAUAGAAGGUAUGCUUUCAAGAAUGUUCAUCCUUCCUGCUCCUGCUGUACCUAAGCAAAAGAGGACCAGUCUCUGAGCGUGGCUUUUAUGGAGAGUGUUCUUAUUUUGGUUCUUUUUUUUAUUUCCACAACCUCUAACCACAUUCAGUCCAGGACCAAGGCUCAGGGAUGAGUGGGAGAGAUGGGUUAUACUGUCCCUGGAGCUUCAUCAUGAUUGCCUGAGAAGACAGAUGCUCAUCAUGGCUGGAAUGAAGGUAUCCUUCAGUAAACUUUGCUUUCCUAAGAAAAUUCUUCAGUUUCUGAUAAGUCAUCCCUAUUUUUAUCUUAAUCAAGGCUUUCUACAGUUACAUAAUAAAAUGAAAUGCUGUCCAGGACA
Molecule: messenger RNA, 2085 nt
Organism: Pongo pygmaeus (Bornean orangutan)
Lineage: Eukaryota; Metazoa; Chordata; Mammalia; Primates; Hominidae
Gene: EXO5
Product: exonuclease 5
Exons: 4
Coding region: 386-1711 (441 amino acids)
Biological process (GO): interstrand cross-link repair
Cellular component (GO): nucleus
Molecular function (GO): single-stranded DNA 5'-3' DNA exonuclease activity
Source: RefSeq, a predicted model, not a curated record